AUGUAAAAAUCUUGGGAAACCUUAUGUAAGAAUCUUAGAAGUCCAUUCUUAUAGCAUUUUUUAGAUAUUUAAACACUUAUUGAUGAACUUAGUCAAUAAAUUGAUUAAACAUAGAUUUGUCAUGAAAUUGCAAUUCAAAUUUAAGAAAUGAUAUCUUAAAUAGUUUAGAUGUAAAUUUAUAUAAUAAGUUUAGUAUAGAUAUUGAACAUUAACAUUUACUUGAUGGAUUUGAAUAGAGUGUUUUAUUAUUUGCAUAAAUUGAUUAAGAGGACAGAGUCAAAUAGUUUGAAACAUUAAAUCUCAUAUAAGAGUUAUUUAAUAAAUUAGCAUUAUCAUAUUUUUAUAGUGAUGAUCUAAUAAAUGAAAAGAAAGUAUAAAUACCUAUAAAUGAUGGAACCUCUACAUGUUCAGAUUUCUCUGAUGAUACAUUUGAAGUUGAAGAUUUUGAAGCUUAAGUUGCUUAAGAGCUCUUUUAAUAAAUUAAAGGUUAAUUGUAGGAUCCUGAUGUUGAAUAGAAAUGUUAUUAAUUCUAAUUUACUAUAUUUUAGGAAGAAUUAAAUAUCAUGGAUUUUUUUAACGAUUCUCUUGAAUUAUAAAUUAAAGAAUAUGAUGUGAUUGUCUUUUUAAAUUAUUCAGGAUUACUAUAAAAAUUGAUGAAUUAUAAAUAAGAAAAUUAAUUAGAAUUCUUUGUAGGUUAAUUAUAUAUCAUACUUAACAGAAUUAAGAAUGAUGAAAUUGAUUAAAUGAUUGAAACCAAUUGUUUCGAACUUAAAUAUAGUAGAUUAUCAUAAAGAAAAUUCUUAAGAUGUAAAAUAUUAUCCAAUUUAUAUACUAAACUUGUCUAUGAAAAAUUAGAUAGAUGGAGAAAUACUUAAAAUAUUUAAGAAAUUCAAGGUGAAAAUUUAAAGGCCUUAAGAAGAUUUAUUGUUUAACAUAAGGCACCAUUAAGUAGAUGGGAAGUUAGUAUUUUAUCAAUUUAAGAUGUUCAAAUUAAUAAUGAAAAUAUCUUAGAUAAAUUUUAAAAAUUAGUUAUUGCACUUUCACUUCCUUAUGACUUACUUUUAGAAAAUUUCACUAUCUUAGAUAAAUUAUAUGUUAAUUUAUAGUAAUUCUAAAAAUGGUUUAAAUUAAGUUCUAUUCCAUUCACAGUUUCUGAAAUUUCUCAAUUAUUUCAAUAAGUCAGUUAAACCUAUGGAUAUUAUACCAAUUAAGGUAUUAAAGUAAUUUAAAGAAUUGACUUCUAUCACUUUUUAGAAACUGUUUAUGCACUUAAUUAAAAUGAAAAUAUUACUAUAGAAAAACCUGAUACAAAAAAUGUUAAAUAUAAUGAUGAGAUUACUAUUCAAUAAUAUAAUAGACAUUUAUAAUUAAAAGUCAAUGAUUUGUAAUAACAAUUAAAUUAAAAAAACAUUAUUAUUGAAUAAUUAAAAAAAGCUUAAUAAGAUUCAUAAUAAACAUCCAGAAUAAAAACUAAUAAGUCAAAUAAUGAAAUUAAAGAUAAGGAAUCUCAAAUUAAAAUAGAACUGUUACAUUAAGCAGAAAUAAAUUCUAUAAAAAAUGAAAGUUAACAUUAAAUAAAAGUAGUUGAAUUAAAAUGGAAAAAUAAAACAAAAGAAUUGUUAUUUGAAUUAGAAAAUAAAGAUAAAUAAAUAGAUUAAUAUAGAAUGUAACUUGAAGCCUUAAUGAAAGAGCUUGAAUGUGUAAAAACUGAGAGAAGAACUAAAUGA
This is a messenger RNA of Paramecium sonneborni, 1727 nucleotides long. The record is from the annotation of a GenBank genome assembly. NCBI's taxonomy places the organism in Eukaryota, Ciliophora, Oligohymenophorea, Peniculida, Parameciidae.